AUGAGCAAUGAGGGGCCAGUGCUCCCAGGCCCGAAGCAACCGUUCUGGGCCUGCGGGGGCUGUGGCCUCAACACCAACUGGGCCUCGCGGAUCCAGUGCAGGUGCGGCAAGACGGCCCCCCAGAAGGUCGUGGCAGCCGCGAAGCAGAAUGCGAAGAAGAAUGAUGGCAACGGUAAUGGACGUGCUCCUCCUGCUGGGCGUCGUAACCCUGCUGGCGGAGGCGGCAACAACGAUAAGUUACAGAGACAGCUUGACGCUCUUCAGAAGAAGUGCGACAAGCUGGCGUCCUCUACGACAUCCACAGCAGCCCCAGCAGGAGGCGCUGGAGAUGAGUCAAAGGAGGAUGCCAAAGAGAAGCAUAUUCGUGACAGUAUCAAGGACCUCGAGGCCGCCAUCAAGGCUGUGGGCAAGCUCAGCGACGGCGGCGGCUCGGCUAAGACCUCUUUGGAGACGCAGCUUCAGGAGGCCAGAAAGGCCGCGAGCGCUGCGGAUGGGGCGGCGGUGCGGGCAUUAGGCCACCACCUCUGCCGUCGCUCCUCGGGGAUGCGGCGCGCGGCGGCCGUAGCACUGCGGGCCCCGAGCGGGGUCGCUCGCUCGGCGGACCUGCGGCCCGGCGGGCGUCGGUCUCUCUGCGCAUUCGCGCAGGCAGGCAGCGGCGCUCCCGGCACGCCCCCGCCGCUGCCCCCCCCGCCGCCGCACCUGCGCCAGCUCGCGAGCGAGCCCGGCGGACCGGCGCAGCCGCCCCUGCCGCGGGCGCCGCCUGCCACGGUGGCGCCCGGCGGCGCGCCGCCCCCGCCACCGCUCCCGCCGCCAGGCGCGGCGCUGCCCGGCCCGCCGCCGCUGGCGCCCUCUGCGCCUGGCGUGGCGGGCGCACCCUCGGGGCCUGGGCUCCCGCCGCCGCCGCCGCAGCCGCGCUCGGGGGCGGGGCUCCCGCCCGCGCCGCAGACUGGACUGGCUCCGCUUCUCGGUGCCCGCCGCGGUCUCGCGAUCGCGGCAGCCCAGUACGACGCGAUCAGGGAUUUUCUGCCGCUCACCCGGGACCCGGGCACCGUGCGGCCCGACCCAGCGCAGCUCGAGGUGGGUUCCCAGUUGCAUAUGGAGUGGUCGGGCGCGUGGUGGGCGGUGACGGUGAAGGAGGCGGGUGGAGACAAGGUCAGGGUUGGAUUCGACACGUGGUCGAACCAGUACGACGAGUGGGUGGAUCGCGACAGCUCUCGCCUCCGACUCCGCGGGGAGCACGGGCCCGCAGGGCCGGCGCUCGAGGCGGAGGCCCCCCCUGCACAGGAGAGGAAGCUCCACCCGAGCGCGCUGGUAGACUCCCUGCCACUCUCGGCCUCGAACAGGCCGUUCGUGCCCAAGCCGUACAACCCCGAGAGGGAGUUCCAGAAGCGGCAGUCCCGGCUGCGCGAGAAGAUCGCUGCGAUGCAGCAGUCGAAGCUGGGCGCCGUCGACCCCUCGCUGGCAGCGCUGCGGGCGCAGGAGGACGCCCGCGCGGCGCAGGAGGCCACCGUCGUGGCCAAGGAGGGCGCCGAUGCGCCCCUGCCGCCAGCUCUCCCUCCGCCGCCGACGGGCGGCCCACUCCGAGCUCCAGGUGCUGUGCCUUCCAGCCCGGCCGGGGCGGACGCGGCGCCCCUGGCACCUUUCGCGCCAGCCCCGACGCCGCCAGGGCCGCAUCCCCCAGAGGCGCCCGCGGCGCCAGGGCCUCCAGGCCCGCCCCCGCCAGGGCCGCCCGGGCCGCCAGUGGCACAGGAGCAAGCGCAGGCGGGCCUGGCGAAGCUGCAGGCGUCUGAGCUGCCCCCGGCGCCCACGCCCUCCGCUCCCGCGGGCGGCGGUUUCCCACCUCCCCCGAAGGUCCCCGCGGCACAGCCCCAGCUGCCAGACCCGCCCAGGGCGACAGGGCCUCUGGGCUCGAUCGAAUCCGCACCGCCGAUGCCGCCGGCACCGCCGUUGCCGCCGGCACCGCCGAUGCCGCCGACACCACCGAUGCCGCCGGGGCCACCCGGGCCUCCCGCGGCGAGCCCGUUGAAGUUGCAGGCGUCCGAGCUGCCCCCCGCGCCAACGCCCUCCACUCCCGCGGGCGGCACCUUACCACCGCCCCCAAAGGUCGCCGCGGCCGGGCAGGCGGUCCCUGCCGCACAGGCCCAGGUGCCAGGCCCACCCAGAGCGCCAGGCCUUGUGGGUUCGAUCGGACCCGCACCGCCCGCACCGCCGAUGCCGCCGGGGCCACCAGUGCCUCCCGCGGCGAAGGUGCAGGGACAGGCAAGCCCAGUGGAGCUGCAGGCGUCCGAGCUGCCCCCAGCGCCUGCACCAGUCUCUCCCGCGGGCGGCACAUCUCCAGAGGCGGCACGGGCGGCAGCGUCAGCCGUGGCGCAAGGGCCUCCACCCGCCCCCGCCGUUGCGUCUGCGCCGCGGCCGCUGCCGCCGCUGCCGCCUGCGCCCGUUCCACCAGUGCGGUGGGAGGAGCUGCUGGCAGAUGACGGUGCCCGCUACUACCACGAGGUCUCCAGCGGCCUGACGCAGUGGGAGCUGCCCACCGAGGGAUGGGUGCAGCUCGUCGACGACGACGGGGCGCCGUACUACUGGGAGCCGGAGACGAACACCACACAGUGGACAGCACCCAGCAGCGUCGCGUGA
Prorocentrum cordatum is the source of this 2634-nucleotide messenger RNA. Lineage: Eukaryota; Dinophyceae; Prorocentrales; Prorocentraceae. The record is from the annotation of a GenBank genome assembly.